Alligator sinensis (Chinese alligator) is the source of this 1591-nucleotide messenger RNA. RefSeq names its product KxDL motif containing 1 (gene KXD1). Gene Ontology annotation, cellular component: BORC complex. The transcript has 5 exons. The record is from RefSeq and is a predicted model, not a curated record. The coding region runs from base 81 to 611 and encodes 176 amino acids. NCBI's taxonomy places the organism in Eukaryota, Metazoa, Chordata, Crocodylia, Alligatoridae. Gene Ontology annotation, biological process: lysosome localization.
GGGGCCCCCACGAGCUGCCCCCGCGCCGGGCGCCGCCAUGUGAAGGCCGCGGGGGUGGACAGGCGGCCGCCGACGGGGCGAUGGAGCCCACGGCCUCCGACGUGUUCUGCAGCCGGGUGCUCAGCAUGGUGAACGCGGAGGACGUCAACGCCAUCAUCCUGGCCCAGAAGAACAUGCUGGAUCGAUUUGAGAAAACCAAUGAGAUGCUGCUCAACUUUAAUAACCUGUCCAAUGUUCGCAUGCAGCAGAUGAACGAGCGAUUCCUGCAUCACACCAGGACGCUGGUGGAGAUGAAGAAAGAUCUAGAUAGCAUCUUCCGGAGAAUCAGGACACUGAAAGGGAAGUUAGCUAAACAAUACCCAGAGGCUUUCAGCAAUAUUCAUGAAUCUCCAAUUCUGGAAGAUGACGAUGAUUUCGAUCCUAUUCCCAAAAGCACAGCAACGACAAUUGCUACCUCUGAGCAGAGCACAGGGUCCUGUGACACAAGCCCUGACAUUAUUUCUCCAACCAUGAGUCAGGAUUUUGAGGAUUUGUCGCAAGGCCAGUAUGAUUCACCAGCCGUCAAUGGACAGAGUCUCACAGACGACGAAACGGCCCAUGACCUGGACUAAGGGUAUCGGGAAUGUAUGGCACGAACCCAGUCAGCCGCCCGAACUGUGCAGCACAACCCGUGGACUUCCUGGCCUGUAUCUAUAUUUGUGUGUUUCCUUGACCAUUUAAUUUCUGGGGAGGGGAAGCGAAGGUCCCUCUCUGUCUUUCUACCUGCCGUCAUCUGAUCGCAAACCCCAAGCCUCCCUGGGGCGGGCGAGUAAAUGGAUUGAAAUGCCUUUAUCUGUUCGCAUUUGCGUGUUCAGGAGAGAGCAGGAGCCCCAGUGGGCGGGUUGGGAUGUUUAGUUCCUUGGAAACAGGGGUCUUGUGCUCUCAACAGCUUCUGCGCGUGUCCUUUUCUUACAGAAUUUACUGUUUCUCACCCAUCUCAGCCUCUAACUUGCAGUGCAUGUGAACCUGGCAGCCCUCCUGCUGGCCUGGCACGGGGCUCUGCUGUAGCGGGCAGGGGGGGUAUGCACGGGAAGCAAGAGCUGCUUCCGUCCUGGGGAAAUACUCUCUUUUCCGGUAGCAAAAUGGCCCCGUAGAUGGGGCAAGUGCAAGCCCCACGCCAGUGAUUCCUGGAGCCCUGUGCGUGUUCAGCCGCUGCCUGGAGCCUGGCUCCUCACCCCGGUGCUCUGCUGCCCUAUUGCUGCGCGAGGGCUGCUUUCCUAACCGCGCGUGCGCUGCUUAGCGGAGACCGGGCAGCCACGGCUGCAGCUCACGCUCCCCAUGUGUCACCGCAAGGCUCUGAGCGCUUUGUAUUCGCGUCCCUGCCCUGCGUGCCCCUGCUCGCACAGGGGCUGUCUGGGCAUGUCUGCCUCUCGUGUAUGUCCCUGGUGUCGCCCCCGUCCGUGCCCACAGCACAACCUGCGCGUGGCCCAGGGGUGCGGGGGAAGGGCUCCUCUGGCCCCGGGGAGACUUGAAAGCAAAUAUUUUUGUACAACAGUGGAGAAAAUAGCCUGCCCGCGUGAAUCCCUCAAUAAACGAUCCAUCCGCACCCUGU